This is a messenger RNA of Eimeria necatrix, 744 nucleotides long. Its product is annotated as inositol monophosphatase, putative. Gene Ontology annotation, molecular function: inositol monophosphate 1-phosphatase activity. Gene Ontology annotation, biological process: inositol metabolic process; signal transduction; phosphatidylinositol phosphate biosynthetic process. The record is from RefSeq and is a predicted model, not a curated record. The transcript is spliced from 5 exons. Lineage: Eukaryota; Apicomplexa; Conoidasida; Eucoccidiorida; Eimeriidae. Bases 1 to 744 code for a protein of 247 amino acids.
AUGUUCAGCGCAGAAAGAGGCAAAGGGGCCCACCUUAACGGAGUGCCCAUAAAGAGCUCGGGGUGUACAGACAUUGGAGCGGCUCUUGCCUGUGUCUCUUUCGGCGUCUCCACGCUGCGGCAGCUAGAAAUAACAACAGACGAAACACGUCGGGCCUACCUCAAAAGAUUUCAAGAAUGCGUACUGAGCAAUGUGGGUUAUUUGACACUCAACUGUCUAGACAUUCGACACAUCGGCAGCACAGCAAUGGAGCUGUGUUAUCUCGCUGCGGGCCGGCUGGACUGCUUAGUCACCUUUGGACCUAAGGAAUGGGAUCUUGCUGCUGGCUGUCUUAUCUUGGAAGAGGCCGGCGCCGUCUGCAGCGUCCUGCGAGGCAACCAGCCCGUGAGCAGCAGCAGCAGCAGCAGCAGCAGCAGCAGCAGCAACACCUGCAGCAGCAGCACCUGCAGCCGCACCUGCAGCAGCAGCAGCCGCACCUGCAGCAGCAGCAGCCGCACCUGCAGCAGCAGCAGCAGCAGCCGCAGCAGCCUCGCAUGCCAAGUAGAGGGCCACGAGACUAUCUAUUUGCUGCUGAAGUUUUCUUUUUUAAUAAUUAAUUAUUUUCUUUUUGCUUCAUUUGCUUCUUGCUGCAGCUGGACUUGUCAAAACAUGAAGUAUUGGCUGCAGCAACACCGCAGCUGCUUUCAGUUUGUCUCAAACACCUCAAGUCGCCAUAGUUGUCAGAGGCCCCCAGGGGCCCCCUAG